Ailuropoda melanoleuca (giant panda) is the source of this 3536-nucleotide messenger RNA. It is a transcript of the gene PHF12, whose product is annotated as PHD finger protein 12. Gene Ontology annotation, molecular function: protein binding; transcription corepressor activity. NCBI's taxonomy places the organism in Eukaryota, Metazoa, Chordata, Mammalia, Carnivora, Ursidae. Gene Ontology annotation, biological process: negative regulation of transcription by RNA polymerase II. Gene Ontology annotation, cellular component: nucleus; Sin3-type complex. The transcript is spliced from 15 exons. Bases 81 to 3095 code for a protein of 1004 amino acids. The record is from RefSeq and is a predicted model, not a curated record.
UCACGGCAACCCCCGCCUCCCCCCUCCCCCCGGGGUUGGGGGGGCCGGAGCAGAGAGCGCCCAGCCCGGGAGGUGGAUGAAUGUGGGAGAAAAUGGAGACCAAGACGAUCGUGUACGACUUGGACACGUCGGGGGGGCUGAUGGAGCAAAUCCAAGCUCUGCUGGCUCCCCCCAAGACGGACGAGGCAGAAAAGCGGAGUCGGAAGCCUGAAAAAGAGCCCCGGAGAAGCGGCAGGGCCACCAACCACGACAGCUGCGAUAGCUGCAAAGAAGGUGGGGAUCUCCUGUGCUGUGACCACUGCCCGGCCGCCUUCCACCUCCAGUGCUGUAACCCUCCACUGAGUGAAGAGAUGCUGCCUCCCGGGGAGUGGAUGUGUCACCGGUGCACUGUGCGCCGAAAGAAACGAGAGCAGAAAAAGGAGCUGGGCCACGUCAAUGGACUGGUGGACAAAUCUGGCAAACGGACUACAUCCCCCAGCAGUGAUACUGAUUUGUUGGACAGAUCAGCCAGCAAAACUGAACUCAAGGCCAUUGCUCAUGCCCGGAUCCUGGAGAGGAGAGCCAGCCGGCCUGGCACGCCCACAUCCAAUGCCAGCACAGAGACCCCCACCUCUGAGCAGAAUGACGUCGAUGAGGACAUCAUUGACGUGGAUGAGGAGCCAGUGGCAGCUGAGCCGGACUAUGUGCAGCCCCAGCUAAGGCGGCCCUUUGAGCUGCUGAUCGCUGCCGCCAUGGAGCGGAACCCCACCCAGUUUCAGUUGCCCAAUGAACUGACGUGUACCACCGCAUUACCAGGUUCUAGCAAGAGGAGAAGAAAGGAGGAAACCACAGGGAAAAACGUUAAAAAGACACAGCAUGAGUUAGAUCACAAUGGUCUUGUUCCCCUACCAGUCAAAGUCUGCUUCACAUGCAACAGGAGCUGCCGCGUGGCCCCUCUCAUCCAGUGUGACUAUUGCCCCCUCUUGUUCCACAUGGACUGCCUCGAGCCACCGCUCACUGCCAUGCCCCUGGGCAGAUGGAUGUGUCCGAAUCACAUAGAACAUGUGGUGCUGAACCAGAAGAAUAUGACGCUGAGCAAUCGGUGCCAGGUGUUCGACCGUUUCCAGGACACCAUUUCCCAGCAUGUGGUCAAAGUGGACUUCCUGAACCGAAUCCAUAAGAAGCACCCUCCUAACCGCCGUGUGCUCCAGUCAGUCAAAAGAAGAAGCUUGAAGGUUCCUGAUGCUAUCAAAUCUCAGUACCAGUUCCCACCCCCUCUCAUUGCACCCGCGGCCAUUCGGGACGGGGAGCUGAUCUGCAACGGGAUCCCUGAGGAAUCACAGACGCACCUUUUGAACUCUGAGCACUUAGCCACCCAGGCAGAGCAGCAAGAGUGGCUCUGUAGUGUUGUUGCGCUCCAGUGCAGCAUAUUGAAACAUUUAUCUGCUAAGCAGAUGCCUUCGCAUUGGGACUCUGAACAGACAGAGAAGGCUGAUAUUAAGCCUGUUAUUGUGACUGACAGCUCAAUCACCACCUCCCUGCAAACAGCUGACAAGGCACCUACACCUUCCCACUGCCCCUUGUCCUGCCCCUCAGGGAUUAGCACCCAGAAUUCCCUGAGCUGCUCUCCACCCCACCAGCCCCCAGCCCUAGAGGACAUCAGCUGCAGUUCUUGCGCGGAAAAAUCCAAGAAAGCCCCCUGCGGGACUGCCAACGGGCCAGUGAGCACAGAGGUGAAAGCCAAUGGCCCACACCUCUACAGCAGCCCCACUGAUUCCACGGACCCCCGGCGACUUCCAGGCGCCAACACCCCCUUACCAGGCCUCUCCCACCGGCAAGGCUGGCCCCGGCCCCUCACGCCACCAGCGGCCGGGGGGCUACAGAACCACACCGUCGGCAUCAUUGUGAAGACAGAGAAUGCCACUGGCCCCAGCUCUUGCCCCCAGAGGAGUUUGGUUCCUGUCCCAAGCCUGCCCCCUUCCAUUCCCAGCUCUUGUGCCAGCAUCGAGAACACCAGCACUUUGCAAAGAAAGACUGUCCAAUCACAGAUAGGACCUCCGUUGACAGAUUCAAGGCCACUGGGCUCACCCCCAAAUGCCACCCGGGUGCUCACUCCCCCCCAAGCAGCAGGAGAUGGUAUCUUGGCCACAGGAGCCAACCAGCGAUUCUGCUCACCAGCGCCAUCAUCAGAUGGCAAGGUCAGCCCCGGCACGUUAUCCAUAGGAAGCGCUUUAACCGUACCCUCUUUCCCAGCCAACUCUACUGCCAUGGUGGACCUCACCAACUCGCUGCGAGCGUUUAUGGAUGUUAACGGAGAAAUCGAGAUAAAUAUGCUGGACGAGAAGCUGAUCAAGUUUCUGGCCUUGCAGAGAAUACAUCAGCUUUUCCCCUCCCGGGUCCAAGCUUCACCGGGCAGUGUCGGGGCACAUCCGCUGGCUUCUGGAGGGCACCACACAGAAGCGCAAAGAAAGGAGGUACAGGCCCGAGCUGUGUUCUACCCUCUCUUAGGGUUGGGAGGAGCUGUGAGCAUGUGCUAUCGAACCCUCUACAUCGGGACAGGAGCUGACAUGGACGUGUGCCUUACAAAUUAUGGUCACUGUAACUACGUGUCCGGGAAGCACGCCUGCAUAUUUUAUGAUGAGAAUACCAAACAUUAUGAGCUGUUAAACUACAGUGAGCAUGGGACAACGGUGGACAAUGUGCUGUAUUCAUGUGACUUCUCUGAGAAGACCCCGCCAACCCCCCCAAGCAGUAUUGUUGCCAAAGUGCAGAGUGUCAUCAGGCGCCGCCGGCACCAGAAACAGGAUGAAGAGCCAAGUGAGGAGGCAGCCGCGAUGAGCUCCCAGGCCCAGGGCCCGCCACGGAGAGCCUGCAACUGCAAAGCCAGCAGCUCGAGCUUGAUAGGGGGCAGUGGGGCCGGCUGGGAGGGCACGGCCUUGCUGCACCACGGCAGCUACAUCAAGCUGGGGUGCCUGCAGUUCGUCUUCAGCAUCACCGAGUUUGCGACCAGACAGCCCAAAGGCGACGCGAGCCUGCUGCAGGACGGGGUCUUGGCCGAGAAGCUGUCUCUCAAACCCCACCAGGGCCCUGUGCUGCGCUCCAACUCCGUUCCCUAGGACGGGCGGCUACCCGUCCCCCGCCUGUCCGCCCAGCCCAAGACUCCUGCAAUGCAAAAAUGUACACACACCAAGCCCGGGUUUUUUCUAUACUCCACCAGAAACCCUUCAACUACAAUCUUUGCAUGAAAUGAAGAAAACCUUUUGACUGUUUUUUAAAAAUCCUUUUUCUUUUCUCAAGUUCUAGGGGGCAUUUGCACAUAUAUUUGUACUCAACAUUUCAUGGGAAGGCGGCAGACCCGAGCUGAGGAACAGCGUGGGCAGGGAGGGGAAGGCCGAUGGUCUGGACACUUCCUCCAACACGAAACCGUUCCCCACCCACCUCCUGCUCCCUCCCCCUCGCCCGCCGUUGUAAAAUAAUCAGAAACUUGUUCUAUUUUGUGGCAGUGACAAUAGUUUUAUAUUAAAAGAAAAAAUACAGUUUUCAUACAGCAAAAUCUA